Messenger RNA from Punica granatum (pomegranate), 2557 nucleotides. The record is from RefSeq and is a predicted model, not a curated record. Lineage: Eukaryota; Viridiplantae; Streptophyta; Magnoliopsida; Myrtales; Lythraceae.
GUUGGAUAAACCUUCCACCUGGUCACCUGCCUGUCGACCAAAUCUCUCAACCAGUCAUACUUCACUAAAAAUUGUUAUUCUUUAUUAUGAAUAAUGAGGGCAUUCGAGAUUUGCCGUGACUCGGAAAUCGACGUAAGCGUCCUACACAUCCACGAGACUGGUGAUGAGGCCAUAGGAGCAAAGUUUUAGUUCUUUUUCCUCUGUACUAUGAAUCGAUGUUCGGUUCCCUUUCUUUUUCGGCAAUUAUGUUCACACAAGAAAUAUAUUAUAGUACAAAUUUCAUAAUUCAUAUGUCUACAAAGUGGUGGUUUUUAGGGACUUGACAUUGUUUCCUUCCCCCGUGCCACCCCAUCUUCACUGUGAAUUUGCUCCAAAAUUUAAGGAGGCCGAGGUGCAAAAAUAGGGAGGAGACAGUUGGGAUGGAAGCGGUCUGCGUAGAUUUGCUGUGUCCCCCAAUGAGCAAAACAAUGUCAGCCGUCGCCCUCUCCCUCCAUUGCCAGAGCACAAAACCAACCUCCAUGACAGUCAAAUUCAACAAACCUCACCCCCCAUCCCCCGGAUUUUCUAUCAAUAAAACUGCCAAAACGAGGACGGAAUCACAGACCCGAAAGCAAAAAUAACACGAAGAAGGAGCAAAGGAGGGAACUUGUUGAGGAUUUGUUGGUUGUUUUAACUGCAUCAUUUUUCUGUCAUCUGGGUCCCCUUUGAUUGAUUCGGUGAAGACCCGGAGAGUAUAUAAAGAAAUAUAUAUAUUUUCUGGUUCUGGUUUUGGGUCGAUUCUGUCGAAGGGGGUCCAAAGAUUAUAUAUACAUUUUUAGCAGGACAAAAGAGAAACUUGGUGUGGCUUUGUUUCGAAAAUGUGGAGAUCAGAACCUGUUGCUCCUGCAGAUUCUUUCUAUCAGGUCCGACCCGAGUGCACCGAUGUCCCAAAGACUCGUUUCAAGAUCAAGGCCGGGAAAACCUUAAGCGAGAGGAAAUGGCGCGCUGCAUUUAAUGCAGAAGGGCAACUCGAUAUAGGGAAGACUCUCAGUCGAAUCCACCGUGGGGGUAUUCAUCCAUCAAUUAGAGGAGAGGUUUGGGAGUUUCUUCUGGGCUGCUAUGAUCCUAAGAGCACAUACGAGGAACGAGAGCAGAUAAGAUUACGGAGAAGAGCUCAGUACACCAAUUGGAAGGAAGAUUGCAGGUUAAUGUUUCCGCUCAUCGGCAGUGGUCGGUAUGUGACAGCACCAAUAAUCACUGAAGACGGCCAUGCCAUCCAAGACCCAAUAGUCCUUCUACAGACGAACCCCGGAGCUCAAAAUGGUCCUUUUGAUCCUACUUCGAAUCCAACCCCUAACAUGGAUGUGGAGCCUAUAAAGAAUAAGAAAGAAAUCCAAUGGAAGCUCACACUUCACCAGAUAGGUCUCGAUGUGGUUCGUACUGACAGAACAUUGGUAUUCUACGAGAAGCAAGACAACUUAUCUAAGCUUUGGGAUAUUCUCGCUGUUUAUGCCUGGUUAGAUACAGAUGUCGGCUACUGCCAAGGGAUGAGCGAUCUUUGCUCGCCGAUGAUAAUGCUUCUCGAAGAUGAAGCUGAUGCUUUUUGGUGCUUUGAACGUUUGAUGAGGAGAUUGCGAGGAAAUUUCAGAUGUACCGAUAGCUCCGUUGGAGUGGAGUCGCAACUUAAUAAUUUGGCCUCAAUUACUCAAGUUAUUGACCCGAAGCUUCAUCAACAUAUCGAACAACUCGGUGGAGGUGACUACCUCUUUGCUUUCCGGAUGCUCAUGGUCCUAUUCCGUCGGGAGUUCUCCUUUGGUGACUCCCUCUAUCUGUGGGAGAUGAUGUGGGCACUAGAAUAUGAUCCGGAUCUGUUCUCUUUGUAUGAGGAUCCCCAAUCAGCUGCCGAGAAGGAUGAAGGAUCCAAAGGAAAGCCCAAGUCCAUAAGGCAGUGCGGCAAGUUCGAGAGGGAAAACUUGAAGAAUGCCGGAAAGAACUCCGAAGCUCCUCUGCCCAUCUCUGUUUUCCUCGUUGCCAGCGUCUUGAAAGAUAAGAGCACUAAGCUACUGACUGAAGCUCGAGGCCUCGAUGAUGUUGUUAAGAUAUUGAAUGACGUGACCGGGAAUCUAGACGCGAAAAAGGCUUGCACCGGCGCUCUGAAGCUUCACAAGAAAUACAUGAAAAAACAGGUGCCCAAGAAGCCUUAGCACGGGAUGCAACAUCCCAAGGGAAGAAAUAGUCGAAGACUAGUACAAGAUGUUCUGUUCAAGCUUGGAGGUGAUUCGAGAAGAGAGAGUAUAGCAUAUUGUCGACACUACUAGCAUCAGAAAGUAUGGCUAAAGUAAAGAUGCAUCCGCUCGAUAUCUGAAAGGUCGUGCCAAUAAGCGCUUGCCGCUUAGUGAAGAUAUGACCGCUUGAAACCGUCACGGGAAUGGUGCAUAUCGAUAGGAGCUUAGACCGCAUGAAAUCGAAUGUGUGGUUUUGGCUGUCUGUUGUAACUUACAUAAGGAUGUGAUGGAAUAUGGAGAUGCUUGUACCCUCGUGAAUGAGUCGUAUGAAAUGAAAACGUUACUUGUGCUUA